Molecule: messenger RNA, 459 nt
Organism: Rhagoletis pomonella (apple maggot)
Lineage: Eukaryota; Metazoa; Arthropoda; Insecta; Diptera; Tephritidae
Exons: 1
Coding region: 1-459 (152 amino acids)
Molecular function (GO): nucleic acid binding
Source: RefSeq, a predicted model, not a curated record
AUGACAACCGACGCGUUCUUAGCAGCACUUCGACGUUUUUUCUCCCAACGCGGCUAUAGCUCCGAUAUUUAUAGUGACUGUGCAACAAUUUUUGUCGGUGCUAACACAGUUCUGAGGGAAAACUUUGUCGCCUUUCGCGCUCAAAUAGAGACUGGUGCUCGUUCGGUGGCACUACACAACGUAUCAUGGCAUUUUAUACCUCCAGGAUCCCCAAAUUUUGGGGGUAUUUGGGAAGCCGGCAUAAAGAGCAUGAAACACCAUCUACAUCGAGUCAUAGGUGAAUCAAUGCUGACCUUUGAGGAAUUUUACACCAUCUUGAAGCAAAUUGAGGCCGUUUUAAAUUCCAGGCCGAUAUCUGCUCUUUCCGACGACCCUUCGGAUCUGACGGCGCUAACUCCUGGGCAUUUUUUGGUUGGUGGCCCGUUAGCCGCCACGCCCGAGCCGAACCUUCUCGACUAA